AUGCAGGACAUUAUUGACCAUUUGCCUAAACUACCUGAAAUCCAACAACAAAAACUCACUAUUCCUGAAUUCGACGAAAUUGAAGUGAAACCAACUGACUCAGUAGAAAUUAAGAAAUUCAUACGUAAAGUAAAUUAUGAAUUCCUUGGUUUUCAUUGCAACCAUAAAGUUAUGGACAAAGAUUGCGACAUGGUUUAUAAAAAUAUUUCUGACAUAUAUAAAUCUGAAGAAUUUAAGACCUACGACAACUUUGUUUCGUUAGUUGCUGAAUGUGUUUGGGAAAUAAGAGAUAAAGAUAGAAGAGGCAAAGUAUGGAACAAACAAAUAAGACCCGCUAUGUUUGAGAUGAAGAGAGCAAUUGACGCUUUAGUUGUUUUAGCUGGUUUUAUUUCAAUGUAUAACGCAAAAAUGAACCCGCAAUGUUCAAAAUGUAAGGCAGCAAUUAGGAAAUAUAACUACUCCGUCAAAGAGAUAGAAAGAAUGAGAAACGACUAUGCAGACUUAAAGAAAGAAGCAGAAAAGCCAGCAGAAGAUAAAAUGGACAUGUUAGCAUUUCUGAACAAAAACUAUCCAACUGCUGACGAUUUCCUAUUAUCUGACGUCAAGAAGAAGUAUAAAGAAACCUUCGGCAUAGUUAAAACAUUCGAUGUACUAAAAGAAGAAAUAGAAGCUACAAAACUGUUUAAAGUCAUGAACCAUCGCAACAUAUACCAUGUAAAACGCUUGUAA
Trichomonas vaginalis G3 is the source of this 729-nucleotide messenger RNA. RefSeq names its product organellar and viral DNA polymerase type B. The record is from RefSeq and is a predicted model, not a curated record. Lineage: Eukaryota; Parabasalia; Trichomonadida; Trichomonadidae. The coding region runs from base 1 to 729 and encodes 242 amino acids. The transcript has a single exon.